AUGGCGGUGCUGAGUGUUGUUGUUGAGGAGGUGGUGGUCCAGGAGGAGGUGGUGGUCCAAGAAGAGGUGGUGGUCGAGGGUGUCGUUGAUUCGGUGGUCGAGGUUGUGGUUGAAGGCGUGGUUGAUUCGGUGGUAGAAGAAGUGGUCGACCAAGAGGUGGUUGUGGUGGAGGGGGUCGUUGAUUCGGUGGUCGAAGAAGUGGACCAGGAGGUGGUGGUUGAGGAGGUCGAGGGGGUCGUUGAUUCGGUGGUCGAAGAAGUGGUCGAAGAAGUCGUCCAGGAGGUGGUGGUUGAGGUGGUUGAGGCAGUUGUGGAUGGAGUGGUCGACGCUGUAGUCGAUGAUGAUGUGGACUGCGUGGUCGAGGCAGUAUUAGAGCCAGAAGUCGAAGUGCUGGUCAUAGAGGCGGAGCUAGAGCUAGAGGUGGGCCAGGAGGUAGAGCUUGACUGGGUGGACGUCCAAGUGCUUGACGCACCGCUAGUAGUCUGUGAGACCGUUCCCCAGGUGUUGACGCUGCUGAUACUGCUGCUGGUACUGCUAUAG
Cyphellophora europaea CBS 101466 is the source of this 540-nucleotide messenger RNA. RefSeq lists its product as uncharacterized. The record is from RefSeq and is a predicted model, not a curated record. The coding region runs from base 1 to 540 and encodes 179 amino acids. Lineage: Eukaryota; Fungi; Ascomycota; Eurotiomycetes; Chaetothyriales; Cyphellophoraceae. The transcript has a single exon.